This is a messenger RNA of Paramormyrops kingsleyae, 3080 nucleotides long. The record is from RefSeq and is a predicted model, not a curated record. NCBI's taxonomy places the organism in Eukaryota, Metazoa, Chordata, Actinopteri, Osteoglossiformes, Mormyridae.
AUUCCCAAGCGGUGUCAAAGCGCCCCCCCCUCCCCCGGUUAAAUAAAUAGCCUACAUUAGUGCUCUAGUUUCUCUUAAUAAACUCUCAUUCUAAUAGCAACCGGUGAUCAGGAUGUAUCACAAUAUGGAUGUGGGGGAGCCUCAUGUUCAAAUAUUUGAGGAGCCCAAGCAGAGGGGGAUGCGCUUCAGGUACAAGUGUGAGGGCCGUUCAGCUGGGAGCAUUCCUGGAGAGAGGAGCACCGACAGCAACAGAACCUACCCCAGCAUACAGGUAAAUGGGACACACCCUUCCGCCCUGAUUUUACCCACUGUGGAUCUCGUAAGCCCCCAUUGUGGGGGGGGGGCUAUCGGGGAAGCUAGCUUGACCACACCAGUAUCCCGAGAGCAGCUGCUGCAGACAGAGGACUAUGAUCUCAACGUGGUGCGCCUCUGCUUCCAAGUCAUUCUGCAGGACCAGGCGGGACAGUACACACGAAGGCUUACCCCCAUCGUCUCCAACCCCAUCUAUGACAACCGGGCCCCCAACACGGCAGAGCUGCGAAUCUGUCGCGUUAACAAGAACAGCGGCAGUGUUUUGGGCGGGGAGGAGAUCUUCUUGCUCUGCGAUAAGGUGCAGAAAGACGACAUCGAGGUCCGCUUCUUCAUGCAGAGCUGGGAGGCCAAAGGCUCCUUCUCCCAAGCCGACGUGCACCGACAGGUGGCCAUCGUCUUCAAAACCCCCCCAUAUUUCGACUCCUCCAUCACAUCCCCCAUCACCGUGCACAUGCAGCUCCGCCGACCCACGGACCAGGAGGUCAGUGAGCCCAUGGAGUUCCGCUACCUACCCGAUGACAAAGAUCCCUAUGGCUGCCAGGAGAAGAAGAGGAGAAGGGAAGAUCUGAUGAAGUCCUUUCCCAGCCUCCCUGCAGUUAUGAAUACGGCAAACAGACCCAAGAUGUCCGGACGGAUUCUCCAUGCCGUCAAAAAAGAGCCACACAACACGUAUAUAAAGCCAGCGCUGUCUAGCCGCAUGCUUCCGAAUCCAUCUGGAAUGUACGACGGCUCCAUGUACCAGACCAGCCCGCAGCCCCCGAUGGUGCCCCCGCAGGCUUCCCUCCAGCGCACAGUGCCCAUGAGCAGCCUGUGGUCCCAUGGCAACACUGCACUCUCCCUGGACACCAUCCGCAUCCAGUCGAGUCGCGACAGCACCGUCGGCAGCCUGCAGCCCAGCAUGGUAUUACCUGCCCCAGACGGCGGUGCAGCCGGCCUGCCGCGGCUGACGGAGCGGGACCUGCAGUGUCUGAUGACGGAGGCCCAGAUGUCCGAGGCCCAGACCUGGCGGCAGCCUCCCCAGCAGCACCAGCACCAGCACCAGCAGCAGCAGGCUACGCGCGGGACCCACCGGAAGGAGGCCACCACAGAAACGUCAAACAUGCAGUCCGCCUGGCCCAGUUACAACAUCCCGCCUGGUGCCGCCGGCCCGAUGAAUGGAGACGGCUGUCUGCCACUGACCAUGCCCUACAACUACAUGGAUGUCAUGGAAAGCGAGGACAUCCUGCAGAGCUUCUCUGACCAGCCGGGCUUCCAGCUCAAGCAGGAAACCGGCACCAUGGGACAGGAAGUGCCCACCAACAUGCCCUCCUCCAGCUGCACCUACACCGCACUGAUGCCUCCCCACCAGCUGAACAACGCGAGCUCCAUGGAAGCCCUACGGCAGGCUAUGGGAGACGCCUCCAGCAGUCCUGGCCCCACCCUACAGAACAACUUUGCAGUCAACGGCAUCAGUGGCGAAGACACCCUAAACUGGCCACAGUUCUAUGCUGAGUGAAGACAAGACCUCCACCACCCUCUGGGAUGUAAACCCACAACCAGCCAAAACGACCUGCCACCUCACAGAUGACUGGUGCGCAACCUGCAUGAUCUGAAUGGGCUUCUCUGCCAUCUUUUGCCAGAAGCACCAGGAUUUGAAUGUGUCGCACUCUUGGUGGUGACCACUAGCCGAAGGUGGGCACCCCACUGGUUGAUGAGAGAUCGAGACAGUGCGCCUUUCAGAGUUUCUCGAAAGCGAAGUUUCAAAGUGAAGUAUAUUCCCCCAUCUUCCAUUUCCGAAGAGGAAGUGAGAGGGAAGCUAUAUUCCUGUACAAUGGCUAUGCCAUUUUUAAACCCUUCACUACCCAUAAUUCUCAGUGUCCCAUGGAAUUAAUCAUUCCCCAGGGUUGGGUCGUGUAAAAGGGAUUCACCAACAGCUUUUUUUGUUUCAAAGUACAAUGGUGUGCAUCAUAACGAUGUGUUUCUUUGCUCUUUAAAUCAACUGGUCCUUUUUUUUGACUUACCAGUACAUACAUACAUAGUGUGUUAAUUAAUAUAUCAGUGUAUAUGCUUUUAAUAGGUGCUUAUUUGAUUUAUUUUUAUAUGAGUUUUAUAUGUACUGUGUUAUCUGACAAUGUUUGUAUUAAGUAUGCAAUAUUUAAUUUGCAACUACCGGACCAUUUUUAUGGGCAAAAAUAUUACUUAAUUUUUUUCCUCUUUUUCAAAGAAAAUUAUGGUAUAUUUUAUUUACAACCAAGAGAGCCCGAAAAAUCUGACCCUUUAGUAAAGGGUGAAGUAAUACCCUUUACACGCUGUUUUUAUGUUAUGUGAUGAAUUUACUCCAUCACCACCUCUCUCAGUCCAGACAAACCGGCUGCCACAGCCCUGUCAGUCUCUAGUGUAACUGCUGUUAUUGAGGUACGUUAGACAGAAGCACGUUUUUCCCCAUGUGCAGUUCGGUUGCAAACGGGUCCUGCUUUGGGUGCUUGUCAUCUAAGGACAAAGGAAUAGAAAGUUAAGAUAAAAGUUAAAUCCCUUCCGUAAGUAGCCAACGAGGUAUGUGUAUUCUGUUAACUUUAGUAUAGUUUUGUUUAAGUUGUAUUUAGCAGGGUAAAUGCUAACAGGUUCGCUUUAGCUUAGCGAAUUCAUAUACAUUGUACAUUUCGUGGGUGGCAUGGUGGUGCAGUGGUUAGCACUGUUGCCUCGCACCUCUGGGACCUAGGUUCGAGUUUCCACCUGGGUUCCAUGUGUAUGGAGUUUGCAUGUUCUCCCUGUGUCGUCGUGGGGUUUCC